UCCCUCUUCUCACAUCCAUCUCUUCACCCUCAACACAUCCAAUUCCCACCAAAUCAACCACCAUGUCACGAGCCAUUCACCUCACCAGCACCCUCACCCGCACCUACCCCUGGCUCACCGCCCCCCUCAUCAUCAGCGCCCCCAUGCGAAUCAUGUCCGGCCCAGCCCUAGCGGUAGCCGUCUCCCGAGCAGGGGGCCUCGGCUUCCUGGGUCCGAACACCACGACCCAAAACAUAGCCACCGAUCUGGCUGAAGUCUCCUCCUUACUCCAAUCCCCCCAUCCACCACUCCCAGGAUCUCCUACAUCUCACCUCCCCAUCGGCGUCGGCUUCCAGCUCUGGAGCGACGACCUCAACACCGCCAUCACCACCAUUAAACAAUACCGACCCUGCGCAGUCUGGCUCUUCGCGCCCGCUAACGGCCAAUCCGAUCUCGAUACCUGGUCCGCACGCAUCCGGGCCGCCGUCCCCGGGACGCAGAUCUGGGUGCAGAUCGGGACGGUCAGCGAAGCGACCACCCUCCUCAGUGGAAGAGAAAAGCCCGAUGCGGUGGUCGUGCAGGGUGCCGAGGCGGGGGGUCAUGGUCGUGCCAAUGACGGGAUGGGAUUGAUGGUGUUGUUACCGGAGAUCGCGGACGUAUUGGCAGGCAGCGGAAUUAUGGUAUUUGGGGCCGGGGGAAUUGCGGAUGGGCGGGGGGCAGCGGCGGCGUUGUGUCUGGGUGCGGAGGGGGUGGUGAUGGGGACGAGGUUUUUGGCGGCGGAGGAGGCGCGGAUUAGUAAGGGGUAUCAGGGGGAGGUGGUGAGGGUGAGGGAUGGGGCGGUGAUGACGACCAGGACGUUGUUGUAUAAUCAUCUGCGGGGGACGUUUGGGUGGCCACAGGAGUAUAGUCCCCGGACGAUUGUCAAUCGGUCGUGGAGGGAGUUUCAGGCGGGAAGGGCGUUUGAGGAGUUGAAGCGGUUGCAUGAUGAGGCGUUGAAGGCGGGGGAUGAGGGGUGGGGGGCGGAGGGGCGGUUGGCGACGUAUGCGGGGGCGGCCGUGGGGUUGAUUCAUGAGGUGAAGGAUGCGGGGACGAUUGUGCGGGAGGUGCGGGAGCAGGUGUGGGAGCGGUUGGGGGGGGAGAAGGGGAGGUUGUAG
Aspergillus ibericus CBS 121593 is the source of this 1133-nucleotide messenger RNA. Its product is annotated as nitronate monooxygenase. Gene Ontology annotation, molecular function: nitronate monooxygenase activity. The record is from RefSeq and is a predicted model, not a curated record. The transcript has a single exon. NCBI's taxonomy places the organism in Eukaryota, Fungi, Ascomycota, Eurotiomycetes, Eurotiales, Aspergillaceae. Bases 63 to 1133 code for a protein of 356 amino acids.